AUGGUGAUGCGCAAGCACCAGCGCUACUUCCCCGUCUUCUCCCCCUCCGGCGCCCUCCUUCCCGCCUUUGUGACCGUCGCCAACGGCCCCAUCGACGCCGCGGCCGUCGCGGCGGGCAACGAGGCGGUGCUGCGGGCGCGGUUCGAGGACGCUUCCUUCUUCUACAAGGAGGACCUGCGGCAGCCCCUGGAGGAGUUCAGGCCCAAGCUCAAGGGCACCCUCUUCCAGAAAGACCUGGGCACCCUGCUGGACAAGUCUGACCGCGUCGUGUCCAUCACCGCCCCCCUGGCCGACGCCAUGGGCCUCGGCGCCGCUAAGGGCGUAGCUGUGGAGGCGGCGCGGCUGGCCAAGGCUGACCUGGCGACGUCAACGGUCAUGGAGAUGACGGCGCUGGCGGGCACCAUGGGCAGGCACUACGCUUUGAAGCAGGGGCUGCAGCCGGAGGUGGCGGAGGCCAUCUUUGAGGCGGCCCUGCCGCGCCAGGCGGGCGACAAGCUGCCGGCCAGCCCCGCGGGCAUUGUGGUGGCGGUGGCGGAUCGCCUUGACUCAUUGGUCGGGCUGGUGGCGGCGGUGGGGGCGCCCUCGGCCACGGCAGACCCCUACGGCCUGCGCCGCGCCGCCUACGGCAUGCUGCAGGCUCUGGUGUCGAACAACGUGCAGCUGAGCCUCUCCUCGGCGGUUUCGCUGGCAGCUGCCGCGCAGCCCGUGAAGGUGGACGCCAAGGCGCAGGCGGCGGUGCUGGACUUUGUGGGGCGGCGCCUGGAGCAGCUGCUGGUGGACGCUGGGGUUCCCGCUGAGGCCGGUGAGUCAUCAUGA
Molecule: messenger RNA, 816 nt
Organism: Monoraphidium neglectum
Lineage: Eukaryota; Viridiplantae; Chlorophyta; Chlorophyceae; Sphaeropleales; Selenastraceae
Product: glycyl-tRNA synthetase alpha chain
Exons: 5
Coding region: 1-816 (271 amino acids)
Biological process (GO): glycyl-tRNA aminoacylation
Cellular component (GO): chloroplast stroma; mitochondrion; cytoplasm
Molecular function (GO): ATP binding; glycine-tRNA ligase activity
Source: RefSeq, a predicted model, not a curated record